Messenger RNA from Staurois parvus, 1035 nucleotides. The record is from the annotation of a GenBank genome assembly. Lineage: Eukaryota; Metazoa; Chordata; Amphibia; Anura; Ranidae.
GACAAGCAAGGAAGAUAAAUUAUCCAACCGUAUCCAGAGCAUGCUGGGAAACUACGAUGAGAUGAAAGAAAUGAUAAGUGACCGACCUUUGCCGAUUGAGAUUCCCAAGCACACUGUUCCUCCCCCACCCUCGGAUGAUAAAUCUGGACAGGGUUUCUUUACGGAUCAGAGACUUAGUAACUCUCACCAGAGCAGUAAAUGGACUCCUGUGGGCCCAGCACCAAGCACUUCUCAGUCCCAGAAACGGUCUCAUCUAGUGCCCAGGGAGGACACAGCAGGAGUAGUGGUGGCAGCAGCAGUAGUCAAAGACAUGACAGAGAGUCUUACAGCAGUAGCCGUAAAAAAGGGCAACAUGGAUCAGAUCACUCUAAAUCUCGUUCCAUCAGUCCCGCAAAACAGUCUUCAUUAAAUUCUAGUCAUUCCCGUUCUCAUGGGAAUGAUCACCAUAGCAAGGAUCGUCCGCGCUCUAAAUCUCCAAGAGACCCUGAUGCUAACUGGGAUUCUCCUUCUCGAGCACCUUCGUUUUCAAGUGGGCAGCAUUCCACCCAGGCUUUCCCCCCAUCGCUAAUGUCUAAGUCUAGCUCAAUGCUGCAGAAACCUACAGCUUAUGUACGUCCCAUGGAUGGGCCAGAGUCUAUGGAACAAAAACAGUCUUCUGAACACUACAGCAGCCAGUCUCAAGGCAACAGUAUGAGUGAACUAAAAUCAAACAGCAAAGCACAUUUAACAAAGUUGAAGAUACCUUCCCAGCCUCUAGAUGCUUCUGCAUCCGGUGAUGUGAGCUGUGUGGAUGAAAUUCUUAAAGAAAUGACACAUUCAUGGCCUCCACCCUUGACAGCGAUUCACACCCCUUGCAAAACUGAGCCCUCUAAAUUCCCAUUCCCAACAAAGGAAUCUAACUUUUCCACUACUGAUCAAAAACGAUACAAUGCAUCAGCCAAAACUUCCAAUGGACAUCAGCCUAAAUCUAAUUUGAAAGAAGACUUGAAGCUAAGCAGCAGUGAAGAUAGUGAUGCAGAUCAGGACUGCGAUAAG